AUGUCUGUCGAAGUUGGUCAACAAGCACCGGAUUUUACACUUUAUAAUACCGAACAAAAAGAAGUUUCUCUCAAAGAUUUAACAUCGAAAUCAAAUGUGGUUGUUUUAUUUUUUCCAUUAGCAUUUACAAGUGUUUGCACAACCGAAUUAUGUUCAGCUCGAGAUGAUAUUAGCAAAUAUCAAAAGUUAAAUGCAACGAUCGUUGCAAUUUCAGUUGAUUCACUUUUUACUUUAGGAAAAUUUCGAGAAGAACAAAAACUUCCAUUUGAUUUCGAUUGUAAAAUCCNGGCAAAAAAAUACGAUUCACUUUGUGAUGAUGAACAAUUAGGUUUUAAAGGUCUUACAAAACGAAGUGCAUUUGUCAUUGAUAAACAAGGUCAAAUCAAAUAUGCAGAAAUACUUAAAGAUGCAGGAAAACUUCCUGAUUUUGAUCAAAUCAAACAAACAUUAGAAAAUUGUAAUUAA
Adineta ricciae is the source of this 465-nucleotide messenger RNA. The record is from the annotation of a GenBank genome assembly. NCBI's taxonomy places the organism in Eukaryota, Metazoa, Rotifera, Eurotatoria, Adinetida, Adinetidae.